Benincasa hispida (wax gourd) is the source of this 429-nucleotide messenger RNA. NCBI's taxonomy places the organism in Eukaryota, Viridiplantae, Streptophyta, Magnoliopsida, Cucurbitales, Cucurbitaceae. The record is from RefSeq and is a predicted model, not a curated record.
AUGGCAAAUACAAAGAUGAAUUUCUCUUCAUUUACCUUGUAUCUUGUUUUAUUGUUCACAAUUUCUCUGAAUUCACUUCUUAUCUCUGCAAUAAUAUCCGACAAAUCCGCCUCCGAGAUUGACGUACUAUCGUCAUUGUAUAUCGUCUACACCACUGAGAGGCCUAGCAACGAGAAACCUGAGGCAUUUUACAUCCAAAUCCUAGCUUCUGUUCUUGGCAGUGAAGAAGCUGCUAAGAAAGCUCUUGUGUAUAGUUUUAAAAGUUCUAUGAAUGGCUUUGCUGCUAACCUGACUCCUGAUCAAGUCAAGAAGAUUUCAGCACAACCAGGAGUUCUAAAUUUUGUACAAGGCGUUAAUUAUGAAUUGAAAGCAACAGGAAAAGAGAAUAAUGAUGUAUAUAAGAACUUUAAGUUCUCUGUUGAAAUUUGA